Molecule: messenger RNA, 2048 nt
Organism: Mycetomoellerius zeteki
Lineage: Eukaryota; Metazoa; Arthropoda; Insecta; Hymenoptera; Formicidae
Product: putative inhibitor of apoptosis
Exons: 4
Coding region: 653-1819 (388 amino acids)
Biological process (GO): negative regulation of apoptotic process; regulation of cell cycle; positive regulation of protein ubiquitination
Cellular component (GO): nucleus; cytoplasm
Molecular function (GO): cysteine-type endopeptidase inhibitor activity involved in apoptotic process; ubiquitin protein ligase activity
Source: RefSeq, a predicted model, not a curated record
UCUGGCCGCAUUGCUUCCGGAGACUUUUGGGAGGCAGGAGCCAUUAAUUAAGAAGAAGUGUUACUAACUUACUACGGAUCUGCCAUUGCCGCGCUAUAGUAUAAUGUGACGAUAUUGCAUGCAGAGAGAAACGAGGAGUUUCUCGGCAGAGGAAGUUUCUUUAGAGCGAUUGUGUGGACGAUUUGGGACUAUUCAUUAUUAUUUUUAUUAGAGCUGUACAGGCGGUGCGACUCUGAUAAACGGACACAACACGAGCAACCCAAGAAUCCCAGGACAAUGAUCCGCCAAGCGUGAUCCGCGGGAUCCGCCAAGCGGCAAUUACAGUGACUACGGUUAACGGGUUGUCGCAUCGCGUCGUCUCACCUUCCAACUCCGUAACGUGCGGUCGAUGUGAGUUCUGUGACUGCUUCUGUGCCUGGCUCCGUCAAGACAGCGGACGCGCACCGUGCGAUAGAAUACGUCGCGAAACGACACAACUCGCGAAACAAGACGGUAUUGCAAAAUCGAUGAAGAGAGCGGGUCGGAACGGAUCGAGCUGAAAGAUUUAAUUGGAAGUUCCGUGAGAAAGACCAAGCUAAGCGUAGCAUUCAUCAGUUCAAUCUGGUCGCUCAAAUCGAUUUUUAGGAAGCAGCUUUAUAAUUAUAUUACAAAAAUGACCGAAUAUAUUGAACAAUACAUCUUUUCUUCAAAUCAUUUGCAACGAAAAUCACCAAUAAAGUCUCACAUAUGUAUCGAAGAACAAGACGAAGUUGAUAAUGGAUCAUCGAUAUCUUUAGAUUAUCGAUUUGAAUCCGCUCGUUUGGCCAGCUUUAAAAACUGGCCAUGUUCAUGGACAAAGCCAGAGGAACUCGCGGCGGCUGGAUUUUUUUAUACUGGUGAAAGCGACAAAGUGAAAUGUUUCGAAUGUAAUAUAGAAAUAUGUCAAUGGCGGGAAGAAGACAAUCCAAUGGUUGAUCAUCAGCGAUGGUCUGGAAAAUGUAGGUUUAUUCGUAAAAUUCCAUGCGGCAAUGUGCCGAUCGGUACGGAUCCUGGUGAAAUUCCGGCACCUGUUCCUAAAGGAAUGGAUGUAUGUGGACCUUAUGGUUCAAUAUACAUGCCUUUUUCCGGUCCAGAUCAUGAAGAGCGAGAAAUUGAAGAAAGAGUGAAUUCUAGGUUGAAAGAGUUCGCAUCAAGACCGAAGCAUCCCGAAUACGCUAGUUAUGCUGCUAGAUUAGCAUCGUAUGAUAGAUGGCCUAAAGCAAUGUCACAAACUAAAGAAGAACUAGCAACUGCUGGUUUCUAUUACACUGGAAGUGGCGAUCAAACAUUAUGCUAUCAUUGCGGUGGAGGAUUAAGGGAUUGGGAGCCAAAUGAUGAUCCUUGGGUGGAGCAUGCCAAAUGGUUUGAAUACUGUCCUUAUCUGCUUUUGACUAAAGGAAUGGAGUUUGUGAGCAACAUUACUGGGAGAACAUAUAUCGGAACAGAAAACAUACCAGCUGCAGUUAAUAAAUUGGAUGAAAAAUUAGAGAAAGCUGAUAGUGAGAGUAUUGCUAGUGGAAGUUCUCAAAAUUCAAUCAGUUCUGAAAUAACUAAUGAUAAUACAGAAGCAAGUGCUGUAUCAGGUGAAGCUAAAAGCGAGGAACAAUCUGUCCAAUCACAGGGUGACAAACCAUGCGACAAGGAUGCAAGAUUAUGUAAAAUUUGCUUUAGUAGAGAAGUACGGAUCGUAUUUAUGCCAUGCGGACAUUUAUUGGCGUGCGCAGAGUGUGCGAAAAAUAUGAAAAUAUGCGGCGUAUGUCGUAAGAAUGUUGAACUUACUGUACAAGUGUACAUCUCAUAGUGUCUUUAUCCUUGUGAUAAAUAAUCGGUGGAUUCUGGUAAAAUUUUCUACUUAUCAUCAUUAUAAAGACUGACACUUUCAAGCAAAACUAAAUGACAUGACUCAUGUAGCAUACCGAUUAGCAGGUACAAACUAUAUAACGUUGAAUCUCUUGUUAAUAAAAUAUUAACUUUUCACGGUUAUUAUGAUCUCAAUAGAAAGGAUAUUCUGUUGUAAUAUUAACCAGUGA